Molecule: messenger RNA, 1275 nt
Organism: Entrophospora sp. SA101
Lineage: Eukaryota; Fungi; Glomeromycota; Glomeromycetes; Entrophosporales; Entrophosporaceae
Source: the annotation of a GenBank genome assembly
AUGACAACUACAAAUACCAUCACCAAAAAGAUACCUAAUGAUUAUUUUGUGGAAAAAACAGACUAUUCUCUUUGGAGGCUUAAAGUUGAUCAUGGACGUCAAACCUGGCAUCAUUUAGAAAAUAAGGAAGAGAUUGAAAAUUGGCCACAAACCAUUUGUGAUAAAUACUGGAUGACUUCAGAAGGCAUGUUGAUGUGUGGUACAAAUGGAGUUCAAGUAUGGGACACUGCAUUUACUGCUCAGGCAAUCAUUGAUAUAGGUUUAGCUGAUGAAGCUUUAAAUCAUAAAUCAAUGAUAAAAGCACUUGAAUUUUUAGAUGAUGCACAAAUUAAACGUGACCCAAUUGAUAUGAAAGAAUGUUAUAGAUUCCAAGCAAAGGGGGCAUGGGGAUUUAGUACUCGUGAUCAAGGAUACACAGUUUCUGAUUGUGCAUCUGAAGCUUUAAAAUCAGUCAUUUAUCUUCAAAAACUUGGACCUGAUGCAAUGGCUGCUUUAGGGAAAUAUUGUCAUAAUUUAGAAGAGUUGUCAUUGAAAAAGGAGAUAGCAUGUUCUGGUGAGAUUUUAUUGUCAAUUGUCAAAAAUUGUCCAAAAUUAUUUAAAUUAGAGAUAGAAGGAAAAGAUUAUAAUAAUCAGACAUUAUACAAAAUAUUGGAACAUUGUCCAAAUAUUUUGACACUGAAUAUAAAUCAAUGCAUGAAUAUAACAGAUGAGUUGUUAAUAGCAACUUACAAAUUAUGUACAAAUUUAAAGAAGUUAUCAUUUAAAAAGAUUUUUGAAAUUACUGAAAAUUUUGUGAUUUCAACUCUGAAUCACUUUCCUAGAACCUCAACAAUAGUAAUUUCCAAUAUUGAUAGAAUGUUCCAAAGCAGCAUUGAAGUUGAUGGGGAAAAAAUAUUUUUAGUUGCAAAUUUGUGUGAUGUUGAUAUUCAUAGAAUCAUUGAUUUUUAUAGCAUUAAAGAAGAUGGAUUACAAGAAUUGACUUUUAUUGAUGUUAAAUUGGAUAAAUCACUAUUGAAUUUUAUUUGCGUAGAAUUGAAUGGUUUAUCUGUAUUGGAAUUGUAUGGUAUUUCUGGAUUAUCUAAAAUGGAUAUAAUGAAUGCCUUGGAAAAUUUAAAAGAUUUGCAAAUAUUUACAGUGAAAUUUUCAUCAGUUGAUCAUGAAGCAUUUUUUGAAAAUGAUAAGGAACAACUUGUUAAAUAUUGUCCAAAAUUAAAGGCUAUAAAAUGGCAUUUUCAAAAAAUAUACAUCAAAGAUAAUAAUCAUGUAUUAAAAUAA